Molecule: messenger RNA, 2367 nt
Organism: Xenia sp. Carnegie-2017
Lineage: Eukaryota; Metazoa; Cnidaria; Anthozoa; Malacalcyonacea; Xeniidae
Product: sodium-dependent neutral amino acid transporter B(0)AT3-like
Biological process (GO): sodium ion transmembrane transport
Cellular component (GO): membrane
Source: RefSeq, a predicted model, not a curated record
AGCAUGUUAAGCUAUUUGUUAUACAUAUUAGUUGUGAUUAUAAUGCAUGAACUACCAAGAACAAUAAAUGUUUAUCCUGCAUAAAUCAAAAAUACGUCGAGACUAAAGCAACAACAGUGACUGAAAGUUGUUAUCGAAAUUAUUUCAUAAACUUGAUAGCACAAGAAUCCGAAUUCGAAAAGGCUUUCAAAUGACGUCUAAUCAAGGAUUUGAGUCAGGAGUAGAAUUGACAAACUACAACAAAAGCAAUCCUUUAGGCGAGUAUGCAGAACCAGAGCAUGAUAAUAAAACCAAUCAGAAUGGAAAGAGUGAUACUUGGGGACACAAGGCUGAAUUUCUUCUAGCUUCCAUUGGUUUGGCAGUUGGUUUAGGAAAUGUCUGGAGAUUUCCAUAUUUGUGUCAACGAAAUGGAGGAGGAGCAUUUCUUAUACCAUACCUAAUCUUCAUGUUUAUCGAAGGAAUUCCCCUCAUGUUACUUGAGUUUGCAAUUGGAAAAAUGAGAUGUACAGCCCUUAAAGUGUGGAAGGACAUUCAUCCAGCGUUGUUUGGCGUUGGAAUUGGUUGUAUUUUGGUUUCAUUGCUCCUAUGCAUGUAUUACAUCAUUGUUAUUGCAUGGUGUCUGUUUUAUCUCUUUGUUUCAAUGCAAAAAAAUCUUCCAUGGGCAUCAGAAGAAGUUUGCGGUAAUACAACACAUUCGGAAUACGCUCAAUUGAUAAAAACCCGUGAUUAUUGGAAAAGUAAUUAUACUUCUUUGAACAUGAGCGAUUUAACAAAAAAUUACUCCAGAAAUAUGUAUUACUAUGCGAAGCAAAGAGUCGACAACUAUUCAAGUUGUUGUGUUAUUGAUCCACCACAAUGGUAUUUUUAUACAAAAGUGUUAGAUAUUUCAACAGACAUUGAAGAUUACAGCGUUGGUUUAAACGGAAAGCUUGUUGGCUGUCUCGCUCUUGCCUGGUUGAUUGUUUAUCUUUGUGUUGUAAAAGGAAUCAAGUCCAGUGGAAAAGUUGUAUAUUUCACUGCAACAUUCCCGUACAUCAUUCUUAUUAUUCUCAUGAUCCGUGGAGUAACUUUAGAUGGUGCAAAAGAAGGUUUAGAAACAUUUUUUACUCCAGAUUGGGAUCGAUUGAAAGAUGUACAAGUGUGGAGAGAUGCAGCAACCCAAAUGUUCUUCACUUUAAGUUUAGCAUUUGGUGCACUGACUGUAUUCGCAAGUUACAUGCCUUAUCAUAACCAAUGUAUAAAUGAUGGAUACCUAGUGGUAUUUGUUAACUGUGGAACUUCGUUAUUUGCUGGAAUUGUUGUAUUUUCCAUUCUUGGAUAUCGAGAACUGAAAACUGGAAUACCUGCAGACAAGGUUGGAAGUGGACCUGGUCUCGCUUUUAUGGCAUUUUCAGAUGCUAUUUUAAAGAUGGAUGCAUCUCCAGUUUGGGCAAUAUUGUUUUUCCUUAUGCUGGUGUUGUUGGGUAUUGACAGUGAAUUCGGGACACUUGAAGCCGUUAUCGGACCUUUAAUUGAACUUGGAGUUAUCCCAAAAAAGUGGAGAAAAGAACUCGUAACUGCCAUUAUUGUUUUCGUUCUUUUUUUGAUUGGAUUGGCUAUGGUGGCGGGAAAUGGUUUCUACGUUUUUCAAAUUUUUGAUGACUAUGCAGCUGGGAUUGCACUCCUUGUAAUUGCUCUGUUCCAAUGUAUUGGUGUUGCAUGGAUUUAUGGGAACGAAAGAUUUGCCGAUGACAUUGAAGAUAUGACUGGUAAACGGCCUUGGAUUGGUUGGAGGAUAUGCUGGAAAUAUAUUUCACCUAUUGCAUUGUUCCUUAUACUUGUUGUAACUGUUUAUGACUUGACAAAGGAUACGGCAAAAUAUCAAGCAUUUGUUGGUUGUAAACAGAGCCCAUUUUCUUCCAAGUAUCCAGGCAACGACAAUUGGACAACUGCACUUGAUCAUCCUGGUUGGUCACAGUUUUUGUGUGCCUUAAUGGUUCUCAUACCGACAGCACCAAUAAUUUUCUUCGUAAUUUAUCGUUCUGGCUACUAGUUUCUUAUGACAUUUCUGCAGUAGUUGCAUGGCAAGUUUAUCUUUAGCUGUAAAAACAAUUUAUAUUCAUACACGUUUUUACAAGAGAUAACAUUUAUUUUAGUUAUAUGAUUCACGUACUUAAAAACAUUUUGUUAAUUCUUAUGUAAAACAUAUAGGUAUAAAAAUGUACUUCAACCUGCGGCUACUCUUCAUUAUCAUAAGUAUUUCACGAUAUCUCGAUAUUAACUUUUUUGCUUUUUUUCUUUUAAAGUGAUCCAGGACAACUUUUUUAUAAAAACAGCAAUACUUUUCUGACUUUAUCAUACCAUAAAAUACAUAAUUUUUAGAGGUGA